CAAUGCACGUCAACAAUUUGAUUGCUUGUUUCCGUUGGUCUGCCCGUUGAUCUUUGGUUUAUUGCUGAUUUUUCUGGUUCAGGUAAACAAAAAAGAGGCAGUCCUAGUUUCCGAACGUACCUGAUCGACAAUGAGGCCGAGCUGCAAAGUCUAGAAACAAAAUGGCAGACUUUGAAUACGACGAUUCGACCUUUUACAGUUCGCGUCCUUUAGAAGAAAGAUGGCCGCCUUUGGGAGCUGCAGUGGAUAAUACCGCAGAAAAUGGGACAAAAAGCUCUGACUACACGCGAAAGUCAGACCAUGAAAAGCUAAAAGAGCUUGAAGAUGAACAGGAGGAGUUAAAUGGCUCUCUUCUUGCCCUCACAAGCCACUUUGCUCAGGUGCAAUUCCGAUUAAAGCAGGUUGUUGCUGCUCCUGAAGAGACCAGAGAGCGGUUGCUAAUGGAGCUGGAAGAGUUUGCAUUCCAAGGAUGCCCUGAUGUGCGAGGUCCACAAAAAAAGGAAAGUCCAGAAAAGGCAUUGAAUAAUGAUGGUGAAGAUAAAAAUAACUUACAAGAAUAUGAACAAAAGCUGAGCCUUGAGAAAACAAAGCAAGAAAGCCUCAUAGGACAAUUGAAAGAUCAACUGGAGGAAAUGGAAAGAUGUGUCGCUAUGGGUGUCUCAGGAAAUGCAAACGAAGAGUUAAGCCCAGAAAAGCUUGUUGAGAAGCAGCGUAUUGUGAUCGAGGAACUGAAGUGA
Molecule: messenger RNA, 737 nt
Organism: Orbicella faveolata
Lineage: Eukaryota; Metazoa; Cnidaria; Anthozoa; Scleractinia; Merulinidae
Product: RUN domain-containing protein 1-like
Source: RefSeq, a predicted model, not a curated record